AUGCCAUUCUCAAAGGGUGUUACCAUUGCCAUAGCGAUAUGCGUGCCAACCGCCUUAAUUGCUACUUUUGGCAUUAUCCUCACGGCCUAUAUUCACAAGGUUCGUGGUAAAAGAACCUCAGAGUUGGACGAGGCACCUAUCCGCAUGGACGAGGCACCCAUCCACAUGGAAGCGGAUGACUUCCACCCUGGCAUUGGUGUCACUGGACAAGAGCACGUAAUCCAUGGUUGGAUCAGACAGAAAGGCCACUGCGAGGGCCGUAGCAUCGACAAAAACGGAAACUUUUUUGAGACCAUAUACAACCCAUCCCCUGAUGAUGAUCGAGUCCACGCCAACAUAUUCCUUAACACGAGGCCUAACAAAUCAAACUGGAAUAAAACCAAAAAGCCAAACAUAGUGGUGAACACAACAUCUAGUUCUGAAGAGCAUGAACUCGAUCCCUUUAACCACUUACUGGCAAUCAUUUACAACGAGCGGAAUCGAAUGAGGAAUUCGCGUGGAAGUGAGGAAUUGAAAGGAGUACCAGCGGAGGCAGAUGUCUGA
Molecule: messenger RNA, 543 nt
Organism: Fusarium mangiferae
Lineage: Eukaryota; Fungi; Ascomycota; Sordariomycetes; Hypocreales; Nectriaceae
Exons: 1
Coding region: 1-543 (180 amino acids)
Source: RefSeq, a predicted model, not a curated record